AAACGUGGUAUUACUGGCCCGGCUGGCCCCGCUGAUGCUCAGGGUAUUCCUGGACCAACUGGCCCCGCUGGCCCUCGUGGUUCCACUGGCCCUCAUGGUGCAACGGGCGUUGUUUUUAAUCACACAGCAGAUGGGAAUUAUGAUAUGACAAACAAAAAACUGACAAAUAUGGCUAAAGGAACUGCUUCCAGUGAUGCCUUAACAAAGAAUCAACUUGAUAUUAAAAUAUCACUAUCUGGUGGAUUAAUGAUCGCCAAUUUGGAUAUGAAUAGCAAUAGGAUAUACAAUGUGGCACAACCAAAUGGUGAUAAUCAACCAGCUACAAAAAUUUGGUCAGAAAAUAAAUUUCUGGAUAAAUCCAGUGGAGUUAUGGCAGGACCACUAAAUAUGUCCAAUAAUAAAAUUACUAAUAAUCUACCAAUGGCAACAGCAAAUGGAGAUGCGGUGGAUUUUGAUUUCUUCAAUAAACAACCAUACCUGGGUCUAGAAUCGUCCAUAACCAAUUUCACGUUAACAAUGCUAAUUUAGUUGGUAUAAUACAGAGUGGACAUGAAUAUUCUCAUGAAGUUGGGACUAUUGAGUGGGCUAAAAACAAAUUUUUAGAGAAAAACGGAUAUACUUCUACGACUGGUGAUUUGAAUACGGUAAACAAUAAAAUAACCAAUCUAGCCGACCCCCAGUCGGAUAAAGCUGCUAUUAAUAAGCAGUAUUUGGAAAAAUCUCACGUUAAACCCAGCCAUUACAACAAUGAAUUCAAAUACUUGAUGACUAAUAAAUUAAGACGGACUGAUCUUCAGUCGGAUAGUUUUGACAUUACUAAAAUUGAUAAUUUAAUGCCCCAAGAGGGUAACUACCAUCAAUACAACCACAAAGUUCUAUUCACAACUAUUAUAAAGGACCAGCAAGGCGGCUAUUCGUAUAAAAUGGGAAUCAAUUUUUAUCAACUUGAUAGGAAUAAAGACUAUACUCUCUGUAUUGAAAUCCUCAAUUCAGAUUACCAAUUAUGGCACAAAUCAGUUGCUACAAUUGAUAAAACCACAUCGCAAGGAGUAUCAAUUGCUGGUUUUACGGUACAAACAUUUUCUCACUGGUACACAUAUAAUAGUGGGCGUGUUGCGUACAUGUACUAUAUUAAAAUAAUUGUAAACUUUCAAAAAAACUGUAUCAAAUCUGCUUUACAGUCUGCAUCUUUAUGUUAAUAUACCCCAAGCGGGUAUUGAUCUCAAUACAUAUCCAGCAAAUCGGACAAAAAAGCUGGAUCAUCGCUUAUGGUGUUUUUGAUAUCAAACCAACAGAAGAUGUUUAAAAUGUUGAUCUGGAUAUAAACUGAAAGAAGAUAUUAAACAUUGCUCCCGAUAAAGCUCGAAAUAAUAGCACAGCUACCGUGAAGAUGGUAAAGGAUCUGUAUCCUUACACGAAAAAUAAUGUGUAUAGGGAAAUAUUUGAAGAAUUUGAUGAUUUAAGCGAUGUUGGUAUCUAUAAAACUGUAACAGGACGUCCAUCACCUAUCAUAUUUAGGGGCUUACUUCCUAACAUAUCAUUUUCCAAUAUGAAUAUUGCCAAUGUUUUUUUUUGAGGGGGGGGGGCGGAUUGAGGAUACAAAAUAAAAAACUGAAUUUAGCAUUAUUCAGUAAAAGGAGCUUUACUAUUUGUGUUGUUAUGCAGCUGUGGCUAAAUAGAUCAAUGUAUAUAAAAACGUUUAUGAGCAAUGGAACUCAUGAAAAACCACAUUUGAUUUAUGACAAAACAACAAAGAAAUUAAAACUUCAAACUAAUGGUCUGAGAGUUGGGACAACUAAUGAAACUUCUAUCACUUUACUAAACAGUUUCAAUGGUAAAAGAGUUGUGUUUUGGCUAACUAAGAAAGGUACGGGGGGUACACCAACAGUAAAAGCAUCAAUAUCCAAUUAUUCUGCAACCUUAACACUAAGUUCAGCUUUAGCAUCUCAAUGUAACUACACGUUCAGAAUAUCCUCAGAAGAUGCAGUGAUCCAUAAAGUAAUGUACAACCCAAACUCUUACGACUUCGAUUCUGUCCAAUUUCGUACAAUAAUGAUGCAAGAGAAAUUGAACGGCCCAUAUGUUAUGUAAUUAGUCUAAACUAAUAAUAUAUAUGAGUAUAUUCAACUUCAACCACAUUGACAAAAACAAAACAAAAGAAGAGAUACAGAAGAUUAAAGAGCUAUAUAAAUAUUACCACUAUAGAUACUGGUGUUAUCAAGAGGCGUACAAAUACUUUAAGAAACUAAACUUAGCCAUAAAUAUGUCUUCCACUGGUUUGAUAGCAGUUGGAGCUAUUGCAGGUGGUUUAACUCUUCAACCUGCUAUUCUUGGAAGUAUAUCUGGUGCUGGUUUGGCAUUAAAGACUUUCUCAGAGACUAAAGAUUAUAAACGUAAAAUAGAAACGAGUAAGUUCGCCUAUACAACUUACCAAAAAGUAUUGCUCGAUCUUAGAACUGCUCUAAGAGGGGGCUUAUUUGAUAAAAAUGAUGUCCUAAAAGAAUUAAAUAUACUUGAUGAUAUCAUUACCGAUUUUUGCUCAUUAGUAACAAAAUUUGAUGAACAAUAUGGGAAACAGUUCCUCUCUACCCCCACUACUAACCCUAGUUAAUAUCCUCCUUGAUGAAAUCAUAGAUUUGAGCCCACCACUGGCUGUAAUAAUUUAACGUCUUCUUUGAUUUUGUGAGAGGAAUAAAGUUGUAUUCUAUUCCUAAAAUGUCAAAUAAUAGCUUAAGAGUAAAAUUAACACUAACCAUGCGUUUCCGGCCAAUAUUAACUUCUAGUGAGUUUUGGUCAAUCAGUUUAAAUAUUCUCAAAAUAUUCUGUCUGUUAUAAUAUCCUAUUUGGAUGUUAUUUUUUUGAGCAGUAUCAUUCAUGACAUUUAUGAGAUGAUAUUUUCUGUGAUAUAACGACUUCUUUCUUAUCUUAUGUCUAUUUUCAUAAAAAUCCACAUAUUCGGGAGCAAAAUAUUCAUCAUGCACUUGGCCACAAUUAAUACACACGAGGUGUCUGUCCCUGAUCAAUUUCAUAGAAUCGCAGCAGACAUAACGCUGUGGCUUACCUGGGUCUUGAAUCUGCUUGGAUUAAAGGGGGCAAUUUACGGUAUUAUCAUAUUGGAUCAAUAACUCGUGAACUUGUUUAGUACACGUUAAUAGUAAAUAGUGUUAUGGCUUUAUAUAGUUUAUUCCCAUUAGAUUGUUAGUUCGUCAAUUAAUUUUUGCUUUUUUGCUGUUAUAUUGGUUAAUGCUUGUUCUUUUGUGCAUUUAUUAUAUCGUGCCAUUGUUUUGUAUCGUUUUCCCUCGAUUGUUGUGUCAUAGUAUAGCAGCUUAUUCAUUGGAUCAUCCUUUAUUUUGAUUUUAUCACCGAAUUUUUGGCGCAAUCGUUCUCUGAGCUCAUUUUCGGAUUCAAUGUAUGCCUGAUGUUGGUAUUUGAUUUCCUUUUCUUUUUUUUUGGCAUGUUGUCUGUUAAGUGGUAGGGUACCAUAUUUUUCACUAUAUGCAAUGAUAUAUUCUGCUUCCACUUUGUUGAAUUCUGUUGUGUCUUUAUAGCGGAGCUCCUUGCGCGCGCGAAGCGCGCGAGCGUAGCACCAUGACUAAGAUAAACUACCCAUCCGAGAAAUUUUGGUUAUGACGUCAGCGUCCGUCCGUCCGUACGGACUUUCCGGGUAGUGGAAAGUAGUCCGCAUGGACUCUUGGGGUAGGGGAAAGUAGGGAUUUUUUUGGCGGGAAAUCGCAUGGCGCAACGUCGCGCAAUUAUAUCGCACAACUGGUUUUGAAAAGAGAAAUUUCAAAGCAACUUAGCAAAAAGAUUUUUCGACAGAGCCUUUAUAACUUUUUAUCACAACUUACGAAAGCUAUUAUGUCAACAAACAACAGCAGAGAGAUUUAAGCGUGUAGACGACAGGUUUUAAGCAGAGAGCAAAGAGAAGGUGAACGGCAGAGAGUAAGAUUCAACGCGCGUAGAACAAGCGAAGACGAUCGCCAAUGAGAGCGCGUUAGAAGUAGAAGAAGAAGACAAAAUUUUAGCGAAGAAAGUCGGCAAGUAGAAAGAGUCAGAGCGAGAAGAAGGAGAGAAAAUUAUAGUGAAAGACGCCGGCAAGCAGAACGAGACAGAGCUAGAAUGAACAGACAAAGGCAACGCGCGAGAGAAAUACAAAGGCAAAGAGAACGGCAGCAAAAUAAUGACAUGAUGACAGAAAGUGCUGUGUUAAUGUCACUAUGGCCCCGCGUUAUUAACAUUUUGAUUUCAAACUGAUCUCGGACGCGAAAAUUCAGCCAGUCAUUUAAAAAUACAAGCAGGGAAGACAGAGGCUUUUCACUUUUCUCACCAUAGUCACGCGUUGAUCACGCUUUACGACCGUCCAAUUUUUAUGCUCUGAUUGGUCAAAAUUUGACAGGUGAGUUCAUGCAGAAAAUUUAUACAGCAUCUUGAACCUUGUUUACUUUGACAGCUGAAGCUGACAGAGUAUUUUGUCAACUUGUGAUGUUUUUUACUGUCUUUUCCCACUGGAUGCUUAAAAUGAAAUACAGCUGCUAUCAACAGUCUUCUUUGAUUCAUGGCUGGUUUGUUUAUUGAAUUUUUGGUUGGGAAAUGCGCCGGUUGUCAAAGUUGGAAAUCCGAUUUCGGAUGCAUCGUUUUCGUUUUUCACCUUGCUGGAUGCGGGGUUGAAAAGUCCCUCAAGCGAUUCUGGCCUUACUUGAUAGCUUUCAAGAGCUGCAUAUCGAAUGGUAAGCCUGAGUAAUUAUUGUAUACAGUGUAUGUUUGUUUUUUUAUAUCUAAUUUCAUGAAGUCGAGCGAAGUUUAUGAGGCUAAUUUAUGCACGUUUGUAUUAAGAUCUGAGACAAUGAUCUGAUCUAGUAUAUAUAAGCUUACAGAGCUUUAAAAAGCCUUUAGUCGAUAUUUUCUCUCCGCAUAUAGAAUGAAAAAACGUUCUGAAGAGUAUUUAGUUAUAAUUUUGGCUGUAGAAAGAAAGCUUUGAGCGAUUUUCUUGCCUCGAGUUCAUCUCUGAAAACAGUAAACACCAGGAAGCCGGCUAAAAGCUUUAGGCUUAAGCGUAAAGACUCAGGAUUUUUAGAGACGCUUUAAUACUUGUCUUCGUGAAUGAAAAUUGUUGUCUCUGUAAAUGUUUCACCGAAUUACAUUUCUUUUAAUGAUUGUGAGUAGUCUCUUGCAAUUUUAAUCGCUUUGCUGUUUGUUUUCAGUCGUUCAUAGACAACGCUUGCAGGAGUACUCAAAAUGCUGCGCGUAUCAAACGCUUUUUAAGAUUACACAUCGUUAUAAAACCAUUAAAUAAAAAAAAUAAACAACAAAUUCUUUAUUAUGUUGAAGCGUAACUCUUUUAAUGUUCACUGAAAAUUUGGCGCUUGUCAAAAGUGACAACCGGCUGGCCGUAUAGGUGAUUUUGGAAAUUUUUUGAACGGUUUUGCUAAAAGCCCACGCGUGCUUCGUACGGUUCUGAAUAUUGAAUGAGUGCAAUUUGUCUUGAAAAAUUGUGAAAUACUGCAUUUUGUCUGAGGUCUGUAUGAUAAAAACAGCGCCUCAUAUUUCUGUUUCACCUCAGAUGUGAUGCAUAAAAAGUAUGAAAUGUUGGUUUACAUGCUCCCAGGGUUGUUGGCAAGAUUUUGUUACGUAAACUUGUCGAACGUGAAAUAUUCGGCCUGAUUUGUUUUUUCCAUGAAUUCGUUUUCCAGGCCUAAUCUACUGUGAUCAAGAGCUAUUAUGGCUCUUAAAUGUGAUCGACGAUGAUUGCUAUUUUUUGGGUGUAUAUAUACCGGCUAUCAAUUCGAUGUAAGAUUUUUUUUCACUCUAAAAUCACUUAGACUUAGCUUUCCCUAAAAAGUCACAUAUGUGCCCUUAAGUUAACUGAUUUGUGGAUUACAAGUUUAUUGUUUGAUGUAAAUCAUUAAUUUAUUAAUGGGAGCUUCGCUUUUAGCCCUGGCUAAAUCUAUAUAUUAAGGUGCUAAUAUCAUUGGCCUUAUUGUUGGAUUAUCAUUUCUGUACUCUUAGUGUCAGUCUUGUACUCUUGUAACCUUGCUUGGAGAUUCCUGAGUGAACCACCAACAUACAUUUUAUCAUUGUGUUGGAAUGUAAAUUAAAAAUGUAAAUUUGCCCAUUAUGGUAAUCAUCAUUAAAGUAACUAUUUAUUGAUUCCAUAUUCAUGAAUGGGGGAUUUUCAUGUUUAUAUUUGGGCUUCUUGUUACUGAGUUGGAUGUACUCCAAAUUAGUUGUUCUGGAGAGGGCUGUAUAUGAUUGUUUCUUAUCCAUUUUCUCAAAGUCGAAAAUAUUCUAUGGCUUAUUUUAAAUUGUACCACCCUGAUAUUUGUAAACGGUAACACAAAAUGCCGGAAUGAAUGAUUCGGCAAAAACACUGUGUUCAAAAAUUUUGUCACCAAGCAUAAACAAUAAAUUACCUUCUGCAUCAUGAUCGAUUUUAGUCAGUUCAAAUUGCAUCAUGUUAAAUAUAUCGCGUUUGGCCAGAUUCGUUGUGGCUAAAUAUUGCGUCCCAGCAGCUACCCUAUAUUGUUCCUUUUUGCCUUGGUACUUAAAUUUGAUUUCAUGAUAGUCUUUAUCUUUUGUAAAUCUGUUAUAACAUGCUUCUGUGACCCCUUUUCUAGUUUCACGGAGCUAGCAUAUAUUAUGGUAACUUGGUUUUUUGGCCUGAAAUUUAUGACUGACAGUUCCUGUAAUGAGGAAUUCGGUUAGCAUAUUUUUUGUGGGUAUACCAUACCGGGAUUUUUCUCCGUCAAUAUACUUCAUUUAUAUUCGCCCGGGACACAUCUGUUUUAUUGAUUCUGAUUUGAAAUAGUUAUAAUGUAUUUUACUUGGUUUUUCCACUCGGACACAUUGGUUAAUAUCUCCGAACAUGUAGAUUGUAGACCCGAAUUUUGUGAAUGCGUGGUACAACUUUGUCAUCCACUUAUAUUGGGUGUCACGCUGUAUUCUUCCAUAAAUAUAGUUUUGUCCUUCAGAUUGUUUAUAUCACGCCCAUAAUAAUCACAAAAAUAUCUGUCAAAAGUAUAGCACUCAAAUUCUAAUCUAGAUUCUGGAUACUGAUUUUUGAAUACUUUUUUUACGUUCUUGAUGGCUUUAUUUGUGAAGGAUAGGAUUAUUGGGUUUGUGGCUUUAGAUGCCAUUUCACAGAGUUUGUAAGUUUUGCCACAGCCUGGGCCACCAUAAUAAAUUACUCCAUUUCCCUUUUGAUCUGUAUAAUUAUCUAGAAAUAGGUUUUCCCCAUAAUGUUUCUCGAAAUAGGUUGCCGGACUGUCAGUUAAGAAUGUUUUGCUAAUAUUCGAUACUUCAAAUUUGACAUCUUUUUUGUUUGGAUAUUGGUAUUUCGGUUUUGUCAUAAAUACGCCGUCGGUGUUAAUUGCAUAAAUUUCACUUAUAAUAUGUCCAUUUUCAUCGUGACUACAAUUCUUGGCUAUCAGUUUCAGACAUUUCAAAAUAGCCUUCAAUAUGACAAAUCUAUUAAUUGAUGUAUUGUCAGAAAGCAUACGCUCGACUUGGCGCUCUCUAAUUAAAUAGAUUUCCUGUUUGGUUCAUGGAUUUUAAUAACUUUCAAUUGUUACAUCCCUGUUUUCAGCAAGUGCUGAUGUCCAGAUGCAUUGGGCCGUAUCAAGUAAAUUACAUGUAAAACUAUGA
Molecule: messenger RNA, 7641 nt
Organism: Porites evermanni
Lineage: Eukaryota; Metazoa; Cnidaria; Anthozoa; Scleractinia; Poritidae
Source: the annotation of a GenBank genome assembly